AGACAUGAAGCACUAAAAUAAACAAAGGUGGGGCCUAUGCCACCCGCCUUUUCCCUUGGCUCGCUCGCUCCGGAGCUCUGCGAACCUUUUCGCUUUUCGACGAGGGUUUUAGGAGAGGAUCGGGUUUGAUGCGGAGGAAUCCUGCAGCUGGCGGCAUCCGCAUGAACGGAGGAGUAAUGGAUGGAAAAAUUAUUGGAGGCCUGAUCAACAGCAUUUCUCGAUUUAUCCAUCUCAUUGGUUGCAAUUCUAUGAAAACUACAUUUUUAAAAGACUUCAAAAGUAUAGUUGGCACAUUGAAGCUAUUGAAGCCCAUACUUGAUGAAGCAUAUGAUUCUCAAAUACCUUCGGAUGGACAAUUGAUAAAAGCGUUCGCGGAAUUAGAUUUAGCUGUGAAUCAGGCCAGAGAAUUUAUGGAGAAACGACCCCAAAAGAUGAGCAAGAUAUAUAGUGUUUUGCAAAGUGAGUCAAUGAUGUUGAAGGUCCAAAGGUCAUCUAUAGAGAUAUGCGAUGUCUUGAGUAAAUUGUUACAGUCAUCUCAUCAUACUUCUCUUUUAGCACGCAUUCAGCAUUGCUUGCAGAAACUUCAAUGCAUAGAGCAGGACCUGACAUCAGAACUUGUUGAAAAUGCUCUGAAAGAUCAAAGGGAGUAUGUCAUACCUAGCAUAGAAGAUCUUAUAAAGAUCAUGGAUACCCUUGGUUUGACAACAAACCAGGAACUCCUGAUGGAACGUAUAGCUCUGGAGAAGGAGAGAUCAAAGGCUGAGCUCAAGGAAAAGACAGAGGAUGCAGACCACAUAAGUCAGAUAAUUGCACUAGUCACUCAGAUGUGCUGUUGCGUGGCAAAACUUGAACAGUCUGGAUUUACAAAUGGGCUGCCCAUUCCUUCACAUUUGUGUUGCCCUCUCUCUUUGCAACUCAUGUUGGAUCCAGUAAUUGUGGCCUCAGGACAAACAUAUGAAAGAUCCUAUAUACAGAAGUGGCUGGAUGGUGGCCUGAGAAUUUGUCCCAAGACCCGUCAAAUUCUUGCCCAUACAAAUCUUAUACCAAAUUUCACAGUCAAGGCGUUGAUUGCAAAUUGGUGCAAAGACAACAAUGUAAGACCAAGCAAUUCUGUUCAAUCUAAUUGUAUCUCAAAUCCCUUCUUAACUGAUGCAAUCCUGGAUCACUUCACACCUGAGAAUAAUUUACAUGGUUCACUUCCUAGAGAUUCAACCUCCAUGCCCUCUUUUGGAUGUGGAAAUCAAACAGAACAGCAAACAAUUGAGGUGUCAUCUGGAUGUGGUGAAGAGUCUUUCCUUAUUAGCCACCAUCAGAAAUUGGCUGGUGACCUUACUUUGCAAGGCAGUGUAUCACAUGAGCAGCAGAGCAGCUGUCGUGGUCAUAGUGAAUCCAUCUCAAGUGUUAUUUCUAGCAUCGAAAUAUCAAGCAAGUUCAAUGAAAAAGUCAGUCUUUUGGGAGAGGUCUCACAUCCUUCAUCUUCUCCAUUGAAUAGGGAUCUGAGAUUUUCACCACAAUUUUCUCCACCCCAACUUUCUGAUUUGAGGAUGGGACACAUCAAUAAUCUUGCAAAUCAGGUGUCACUCCCCAGAGCAGGAUCAGAUGAUCUUACCACCUCUUCCCAUGUCCAGAAACUAGUUGAGGAUCUGGAAAGUCAAGCUCCUGAAGUGCAGAGAGCGGCUGCAUCAGAGCUGAGACUUCUUGCAAAGCACAACAUGGAAAACCGUGUUCUGAUUGUAAAAUGUGGGGCUGUCCCUCCACUGGUUUCCUUGCUACACUCGAAGGUGAAAAGGGUGCAGGAAAAUGCUGUUACUGCUCUGUUGAAUUUAUCCAUCAAUGACAAUAACAAGGUUUCUAUAGUGGAGGCGGGAGCUAUCGAACCACUUAUCCAUGUUCUGGAAUAUGGAAGUGCAGAGGCCAAAGAGAACUCAGCUGCGGCUUUGUUCAGCCUCUCAGUUUUGGAGGAGUACAAAGUUAAGAUUGGACGUUCCGGCGCUAUCAAAGCAUUAGUUAAUCUUUUAGGCUCUGGAAGCCUUAGAGGAAAGAAAGAUGCUGCUACUGCCUUAUUUAGUCUGUCGAUCUUCCAUGAGAACAAAGCACGGAUAGUCCAAGCUGGUGCAGUCAAGUAUCUUGUUGAGCUGUUGGACACUAGCACAGGAAUGGUGGACAAAUCAGUUGCGGUGUUGGCUAACCUUACGACAGUUCCUGAAGGCUGCCUGGCUAUCAGCCAGCAAGGUGGAAUUCCUCUGCUAGUUGAGAUCGUUGAGACAGGUUCUCAGAGGGGAAAGGAAAAUGCAGCAUCUGCUUUGUUGCAACUGUGCCUCAACAGCCAUAAAUUCUGCAGUCUGGUCUUGCAAGAAGGAGCUGUGCCCCCUCUUAUUGCAUUGUCUCAGUUUGGAACACCCAGAGCCAAGGAAAAGGCACAGCAGAUCCUCAGUCACUUCCGAAGUCAGCGAGAGGGGACGGUGCGCAACCGAAGUCAUGAUGGCUUCGCCUUGAAAUUUAAAUGAAUUUGGAAAUAUAUGCUAUGUGCUUUUACUCGUAUCACAAUGAGAUUAGACACGUCAGAUUCAGAAAAUACCGUUCGUUGUUGGUGACUCGAGGCUUCUUCGCAUAGAAUAAAGCCGAGACAAGCGUAGGGCAAGCUGAAUGAUGUUGAGCAGUAUGUUGGAGAUAAGAUGAUUGGAUUUGCUGCCUGUUUUAGUGUUGUGAAUAUGUAAAAGCGUGCCAUAUAAUUUUGAGUGGUGCACCUUGAUUUGUAUUCGGUACCAUUCAUUUGGUGGAAUAUGAGUUCUUGAUCUUUUUACA
Elaeis guineensis (African oil palm) is the source of this 2805-nucleotide messenger RNA. Its product is annotated as U-box domain-containing protein 4. NCBI's taxonomy places the organism in Eukaryota, Viridiplantae, Streptophyta, Magnoliopsida, Arecales, Arecaceae. Gene Ontology annotation, molecular function: protein binding; ubiquitin-protein transferase activity. The record is from RefSeq and is a predicted model, not a curated record. Gene Ontology annotation, biological process: protein ubiquitination.